AAAAAAAGAGAGUUGUUGUUUCUUACUUCUCUUCUCCUCUCUCUUCCUGAUUAGAUUUUUUUAGGGCUUUGAAGCACGAACGAACGCGUGAAAAGCUCCUUCAAAUCAAGAAAAAAAAAAUAAUGGAGGUUGCUGAUAGGAGGGACGAGGAGAUCAGGGACUCUGGGAACAUGGACACCAUUAAGUCUCACUAUGUUACCGACUCUGUUUCCGAAGAACGCCGCUCUCGUGAGCUCAAGGAUGGUCUCCAUCCUCUACGGUACAAGUAUGCAAUAUGGUACACCCGUCGCACACCUGGGGUUCGGAACCAGACUUCUUAUGAGGAUAACAUAAAGAAGAUUGUGGACUUCAGCACGGUUGAAGGGUUUUGGGCCUGCUACUGUCACCUUGCUCGGUCUUCUCUCUUGCCUAGUCCAACAGAUCUUCACUUCUUUAAGGAUGGGAUUCGCCCCUUGUGGGAGGAUGGUGCAAACUGCAAUGGAGGAAAGUGGAUAAUACGUUUCUCAAAAGUUGUAUCUGCUCGUUUCUGGGAGGAUCUGCUUCUUGCGCUGGUAGGUGACCAACUUGACGAUGCUGAUAACAUUUGUGGGGCAGUACUGAGUGUCCGCUUCAAUGAGGACAUCAUUAGUGUAUGGAAUCGCAAUGCUUCUGAUCAUAAGGCAGUGAUGGGUUUGAGAGACUCAAUCAAGCGGCAUUUGAAGUUACCUCACGCAUAUGUCAUGGAAUACAAGCCCCAUGAUGCUUCUCUUCGCGACAACUCUUCCUACAGAAACACAUGGCUGAGAGGAUAAACUUGAAGUGGGUGGUUGUAUCAUGUAAUGUGGAGAAGAUUUGGGAAGCUCUUCUGCAACCCGGGAAGAUAUCUGGAUUGAACCCUGUAUCCAAUACCAUACUGUACCGGAGGCUUACAAUUUCAGAAAAAAAAUCCGGGCUGCUUCUGUGUCAGUAGGUGUUCAGUCGUUUUAUUGUUUCUAGAUUCAAUGGUUUCUGUUCAAAACUAUAAGGAUUCAUUUUCAAAGAAAUCUGGAGAUCGAGUACUGGUUUACAUUAUGACUCAUGUCUUAAAAAAACAGUUGUCAAUAUACAAUUUCACUUCGUACU
This is a messenger RNA of Camelina sativa (false flax), 1101 nucleotides long. Its product is annotated as eukaryotic translation initiation factor NCBP. The record is from RefSeq and is a predicted model, not a curated record. Gene Ontology annotation, biological process: translational initiation. Gene Ontology annotation, cellular component: eukaryotic translation initiation factor 4F complex; cytoplasm. Gene Ontology annotation, molecular function: RNA 7-methylguanosine cap binding; translation initiation factor activity. Lineage: Eukaryota; Viridiplantae; Streptophyta; Magnoliopsida; Brassicales; Brassicaceae.